AUGGCGGUUGACGAUGACACGGAUGAUGAAGAAGGUGCACGCGAUGACAUUGAAGGACUGCUUAAUGAUGCAUUUGGAGAUGUAUCUCAUGCUGAGGGUGUUACUGUAGGUCAAAAUGAAGAGGCUAAAAAGUUUUACAAUUUAAUAGAUGGGGCAAGUCAAGAGUUAUACCCCGGUUGCAAGAAAUUUUCUACAUUAUCUUUUACCAUCCGUCUGUACUUGUUAAAGUGUUUGCACGGUUGGAGCAAUGCCUCCUUCACUUCACUUCUUGAGCUAUUGAAAGAGGCAAUGCCUAACAUUAACAUACCUUCAUCUUUCCAUAAGACAAAGUCUAUGAUAAGAGAUUUAGGUCUGGAUUAUAAAAAAAUUGAUGCUUGUCCUAAUGAUUGCCUCCUUGAUAAUAGCGAGAACCAACCUGACAAGAAAGGUCGUCCUAUUCCUGCAAAGACUCUGAGAUACUUUCCUAUAAUUCCAAGACUUCAGAGAUUAUUUAUGUGCUCAAAGACGGCAGCUAGUCUGAGGUGGCAUGAUGAGGAGCGCGUAAAAGAUGGGACGUUAAAGCAUCCUGCUGAUGGCUUAGCGUGGAAGAAUCUUGAUGAAAUCGAUGAAGAAUUUGCAAAAGAAUCUCGCAAUAUUAGACUAGGCUUGUCAAGUGAUAGGUUCAACCCAUUUCGUAGCAUGAACAUUUCAUGGAGCACGUGGCCCGUGAUGCUGAUGGUAUACAACUUGCCUCCGUGGAUGUGCAUGAAACCCGAAUAUUGUAUGCUUUCUUUGCUUAUUCCUGGGCCACAAUCACCUGGUAAAGACAUUGAUGUGUAUCUACAACCAUUGAUAGAAGACUUGAAGUUGUUGUGGGAAAAAGGAGUCAAAACCUAUGAUGCAUCAAAGAAUGAGACCUUUCAAAUGCGGGCAGCUCUUUUGUGGACAAUCAACGAUUUUCCUGCUUAUGCUAUGUUGUCUGGGUGGAGUACAAAGGGAAAGUUGGCUUGCCCUUGUUGCAACAAAAAUACCAGUAGCUUACAACUAAAACACAGUCGGAAGACAGUUUAUAUGGACCAUCAUGUCUUUUUACCCAUGGAUCAUCCAUGGAGAACCAAUACAAGGUCUUUUAAUGGGAAGCAGGAAUUAAGACCUCCUCCACCUGUUAUAGAAGGACCCGAACUUUUUGAGAUGCUACAAAAUGCUGAGAAUGUCUUUGGAAAGAAGCAAAGCAAGACAAAGGACCAUUUGAAUGCUCGAUAUGACUUAAAAGAUUUGGGUAUCUGGAAAAAUCUUCAACCAAAGGAGACAACAAAGCUACCUGAUGGCAGUGCUUCGAAUAUAUCACGCUGUGUACAUCUAGGAGAAAGAAAAGUUUCUGGGUAUAAGACCCACGAUGCUCACUUUAUGCUUCACUAUUUACUGCCAAUACCGAUUAAAAGCAUCCUUCCUGAUCAUGUGGCCAUUGCGUUGAUUCGACUAAGUUCCUUUUUUCGUCGCUUAUGCAAAAAGUUCAUCACACUGGAAGAGAUAGAUUUACUGGAGUUAGAGAUUGUGGAAACAUUAUGCCAGCUUGAGAGGAUCUUUCCCCCUAGUUUUUUUGACAUAAUGGUUCAUCUUCCCAUUCAUUUAGCAAAUGAGGUGAGAUUGGGAGGUCCGGUGCAGUUUCGUUGGAUGUAUCCUCCGGAAAGGUACAUGUGUACAUUAAAGUCAUAUGUUCGCAACAGAAGUCGGCCCGAAGGUUCUAUUGCAGAGGCAUAUCUGGCUGAGGAGUGCUUAACUUUCUGCUCAAGAUACUUGCAUGGAGGUGUGCAAACAAGACUUAAUAAGCGGCCUCGGAAUGAUGAUGAUCCUAACGAAGACGAAGUUGUGCCAUCAAAGUUGUUUUCUAACAAAGGUCGUUCGUUAGGCGUGGGAAAUGGAGAACCAAUUAAUCUAGAUGAUAGAUCAAUUGCUCAAGCCCAUGUGUAUGUAUUACACAAUUGUGAAGAAGUGGCAGAUUAUGUUAGAUCAAACCUAACUAUUAUUAAUUAUAGAGAGCAUGAGGAAGAGGUUAACAAUCAGCGAGGAACGAAAUGGAGAAAAGCAAAAGUUCACAACAAAACGUUCGUGCAGUGGUUUGAAAUUCGUGCGAGGGAUCCAAAUGUGCCUUUCUGGCUAAAAGAAUUAUCUCGAGGUCCAAGCUCUGUUGCAAGAAAAUUUUCUGGGUAUGUAAUUAAUGGAUACAGGUUUCACACGGUGGAACGUGAGGCAAGGAGAAAAACACAAAACAGUGGUGUCACAUUAACUGCUUUAACUUCAAGCUUUGCAAGUGCUAAAGAUCAAAGUCCAAUCCAAGACAAUGUAGCUUAUUAUGGCAGGUUGUUUGAGAUAGUAGAGUUAGACUAUUUUGGGCGUUUUAAGGUUGUCUUAUUUCGGUGUGAGUGGUACGAUGCUGGGAGAGAUAAGUAUGGUCUUACAUUUGUUCACUUCCAUAAGAAAUGCUUCCAGGAUGAACCUUUUAUACUAGCAUCUCAAGCACAUCAGUGUUUUUAUGUGCAAGAUCCAUAUGAACAUAACAAACAUUAUGUUAUGGAAACUGUCCCAAGAGACUUAUUUAAAACAGGCGACGAAUCUGAGUCUGAGGCCCGUCAAGCACACUAUAGUGAACAACACGAGCGUAUAAUGAGCCCUGCCAUACCAGCUGAUGAUGGUGAACUUAUUCUGGAGAGGACUGAUUUACGACCCACGGUUAUUGAAACGGUUCCCCAAGUGACUUCUGCCCAAGAAUAUGAGGCAGACUUCAUUGGAGAUUCUGAUUCUGAUUGGAAUAAGGAAUUUAUUGAUCUUAAAGCUACAUCAAGUAAGAAUUUGCUUAGACAAUUUGAGGCUAAGAGACAAAGGAUUGUAACUGAACGCAAGAAAUAUGAAAUGGAAGCUGCAGCUGUUAAUGACAAGGAUAAAUCAGAGCGAAGGGUGGAUGAACCAGAAAGUCAAUUGGAGAUGCGUGCAACCAAAGGACAGAAGAAUUCCACGUCAAAGAAGCUGGAUUUUAGUCAUUUGCAAAGCACAUUCGACUCUAUUAGCAAAAGGACUAACUCCACGCCUACCACCUUGGAAGUACAGCCAAACAUUCCACCGCAACAACCUGAAAAUAAAAAGAGAAAGGAGCUAUUGACUAUGCCUACUGCUGAGAAAUUCAAGAAUGGAGUGCAGGGUGGAAAAUCAACACAAGGCUUGAAGAAGUCUAAGCCUACAAACAUGGACGCAGAUGAACUUACAAGGAAGCUCGAAGCAAUCAACAUAGGGCAGCAGCAGAAUAUUCAACUCACAGAUGAAGAGACUUAA
This is a messenger RNA of Arachis ipaensis, 3306 nucleotides long. Lineage: Eukaryota; Viridiplantae; Streptophyta; Magnoliopsida; Fabales; Fabaceae. The record is from RefSeq and is a predicted model, not a curated record.